Phacochoerus africanus (Common warthog) is the source of this 2926-nucleotide messenger RNA. It is a transcript of the gene HYAL4, whose product is annotated as hyaluronidase 4. The record is from RefSeq and is a predicted model, not a curated record. The transcript has 3 exons. Gene Ontology annotation, biological process: hyaluronan catabolic process; carbohydrate metabolic process. Gene Ontology annotation, molecular function: hyalurononglucosaminidase activity. Lineage: Eukaryota; Metazoa; Chordata; Mammalia; Artiodactyla; Suidae. Bases 47 to 1492 code for a protein of 481 amino acids.
GUCUUCCUGAGUGCAUUAAAGCAGAAGACAAGAUUUUUAUCUUAUAAUGAAGCCGUUAUCUGAAGGACAACAAAGGUUUUGUGUUGUUCAGCCAAUCCAUCUCACAUCAUGGCUGCUCAUCUUUUUCAUUCUGAAGUCUAUCUCUUCUCUAAAACCUGCCCGACUUCCAGUUUACCAAAGGAAGCCUUUUAUAGCUGCUUGGAAUGCUCCAACAGAUCAGUGUUUGAUAAAAUAUAAUGUAAGACUAAAUUUGAAAAUGUUUCAGGUAAUUGGAAGUCCACUGGCCAGGGCCAGGGGGCAAAAUGUCACUAUAUUUUAUGUCAACAGGCUGGGAUACUAUCCUUGGUAUACAGCCCAGGGAGUUCCCAUUAAUGGGGGUCUCCCCCAGAACAUAAGUUUGCAGGUACAUCUGGAAAAAGCAGACCAAGACAUUAAUUAUUACAUCCCUUCUGAAGAUUUCAGUGGACUUGCUGUUAUAGACUGGGAAUAUUGGCGACCCCAGUGGGCCAGGAACUGGAACACAAAAGAUGUCUACAGACAGAAGUCAAGAAAGCUUAUUUCUGAGCUGCAAGAGAAUGUGUCCAUGGCUGAUAUUGAAUAUUUAGCCAAAACAACUUUCGAGGAAAGUGCAAAAGCUUUCAUGAAGGAAACCAUCGAAUUGGGAAUUAAGAGCAGACCCAAGGGCCUUUGGGGUUACUAUUUAUAUCCUGACUGCCACAAUUAUAAUGUUUAUGCCCCAAACUAUACUGGGUCUUGCCCAGAAGAAGAAGUUUUGAGGAACAACGAGCUCUCUUGGCUCUGGAACAGCAGUGCUGCUUUAUAUCCUUCUAUCAGCGUCAGGAAAUCCCUGGGAGACAGUGAAAACACUUUGCGUUUCUCACAAUUUCGGGUGCGUGAGUCCAUGAGGAUCUCCACCGUGACAUCCCAUGGUUAUGCUCUGCCUGUGUUUGUCUACACAAGGCUAGGCUACAGAGACCAACCUCUGUUUUUUCUUUCUAAGCAAGAUCUUAUCAGUACUAUUGGAGAAAGUGCUGCCUUGGGUGCUGCCGGCUUUGUUAUCUGGGGAGACAUGAAUUUAACUUCAUCUGAGGGCAACUGUACAAAGGUGAAGCAGUUUGUAAGUUCUGACCUAGGACACUACGUAGUGAAUGUGACCAGAGCCGCUGAGGUGUGCAGCCUUCACCUCUGCAGGAAUAACGGGAGAUGCCUAAGGAAGGUGUGGAAAGCUCCAGAUUACCUUCACUUGAACCCUGCAAGUUACCGCAUAGAGGCCUCCGAGGAUGGGGAAUUUACUGUGAAAGGAAGAGCAUCUGAUAGAGACCUGGAAGUGCUGGUGGAGAGAUUCUCCUGUCAUUGUUAUCAGGGAUAUGAAGGGACUGAUUGCAGAGAAAUGAAGAGGGCUGAUGGCUGCUCUGGGGUUUCCUCUUUUUCUGGUUCACUAAUGACCCUAUGCCUGCUGGUUUCAGCAGGUUAUCAGAGCAUUCAGUUGUGAGAUAGAGUUUAAAGAAAAUGGCAUGGCCUCUAGCGUUGUCACUUAGGGAAGAUAUGAAACAUUACCAUCCACUGAGAGGUAUUAUAAGCAGACGUGUGUCACUCAAUGUAAACAAAUUGCUUUAUUUGUCUCCGAUCUGGGCAAGAAACCAGAUCCAGGAGGUAAAUCAAUGCACUCUUCUUCCUUAUUGGAAUGUUUUAAGUUGUAUUUUACCUAGAGCUAACUUAUUUUAGUCUUCUUAUGCACAUACAUACAUAAAAUUAUACAUAUAGAGAUUAAGUUAUUGAUUUCAAAGACUGAUUUUUCCAGUGAGCAAUUUCUUAAGGACAGAUUACUAAGCAAUUAUCUGAUUUAACAAAUGGGGUCACCUCAGGGUGUGACCUGGUCGCUUGGUCCACCAAAGAGAACCAAAUGCAGAAUUCCUGUUGCAGCCUCAGGUUCAAACUUCUUUUUCAGGCUUCUUCUGCCUGCCUAGGCUCAAUGAAUGCAGAGCCAAUUCCUGACGUGACUUCUCACAAGGGCACAAGGGGAACUGAAGUCAACUCGUGUCAAAGGUAGCUGUUCCCAUGUGGUGUCUUGCUUACCCAGCCGGAGACCCUCCCUUACAGACUCUGGUGAUCUAAAUUCAACAAAAGGCUUCUGGACAGUUUUCAUGCUUGCCUAGGCUGACAUUGCUCUAGAUCUAGAAACUGGAGCCAGGUUGAUAAAAAUGUGGUUGUUGCAAGCAAAAUCAUUACUAAAAAAAUUGUAACAAAUGACACUUAAGGACCCAGAAGUAGUUUUGGAAGGGGUCCUACUAAGAAAUAGUCAAUAUUUUGGUCCUUAUAUAUAGGUUUUGAGUGGUGAUUUUAGAGUCAGUUGAAUCAUUUUUUCACUAUCCAUCUGGCUAUGUGACUCUGGGCAAGUUUAUAGUCCCCAUUUUCUCAUCCAAAAUUUGGCAAAUAUAAUUCCUAACUGAGUGAAAUAUUCUGAAGGAUAAAUUGAAUAACACUCCCCAUGUAUACUUCAGCUAUUAAUACCUGCUGCUAAUCUUCAACGAUUUUCCUUUGUUCACCAAAGUAAUGGAAAUACUUGGGAUAAAACAGUCUCUGGCAAUUUCCUUUUUCUGAUGUUAUGUUCCAUGUGUAAUCACUUAGGCAUGUGUUCCCUUGAAAGACAUAUUUCAAUUGAUAGGAUUUCCUUCUCCUGGAGAUGAUCUACCUGAAAGGUAAACUCAAGACAGGUAUGAUGCUAUUAUACAACGCAUGAGAGUUGAUGCAGCUUCCUCCUCUGCCUCUUUUGUCUUUCUGUGAAACAUUUGCAAUGUCCUUUUCAGCUCUGGGUCCUUUAGGCCUAAUAGUCUAAUUUUUAAAUGUAAUAUGCAAACAAAAUAAAACAAAAAGCUUUUAUAGUACCAUAAAUAAGAGGUAGCAUUAUGUAGAUUAACUUUUAAGA